Seriola aureovittata is the source of this 4849-nucleotide messenger RNA. RefSeq names its product solute carrier family 22 member 3 (gene slc22a3). Bases 1967 to 3601 code for a protein of 544 amino acids. Gene Ontology annotation, cellular component: membrane. The transcript has 11 exons. The record is from RefSeq and is a predicted model, not a curated record. Gene Ontology annotation, biological process: transmembrane transport. Gene Ontology annotation, molecular function: transmembrane transporter activity. Lineage: Eukaryota; Metazoa; Chordata; Actinopteri; Carangiformes; Carangidae.
CUUUUACUUUAACAAAACUGAUUGAGAUCAUUUUGUAAUCAAACAAAUUCUGUUAUUCUGUAUAUUCUCUUGCUGUAGGCUUAUACUGUAAUUCUUUAGCUGAGUAAAUUAUUUCAGCUCAGGUCAGAGUGGUGUGUUACCUGCCUCUAUUCGCCACAUACAGUAUAUGGAAAAAUAAUAGGAACACAUGACAAAUUUAAUGCUAUCCCAUGGAAAACCCUUGCAACCAAAAAUCUUAUCUCUGUAUAGCUCAUUGAGGGGUUGGGACUGCGGUUUGUGAUGUUGUUGUACUGGUCUUUCUCUGUUCAAUCCCAACAGCACACAAUAUUUGCAAAUUUUCAAAAGUAGAAAAGACUGCACUAACAUGCUGUACUUUGAGAUUAGAUAAAAUUGAGCUUUAGUCAUACAGAAGGACAUUUUAAUGCCCAAGAUUCUUGGUAUUCAAAUGAAAAUAAAUAUAUGCAUUUAGCAUAAAUAUACUAUAUAGAAUAGAUGAGUAGAAUAAAAUUAAAGCCUAAAAAAAAUAUAAAAUAAAGGGAGAUGCAAAAUACAAAUGUAUGGUUCACCACAUGAAUGCCAUCCCUGGAAGUUACUGGUUACUAUCCAAUCAGUAUACAGUAAUAUAAGACUGAGAUAAAUUAAACAUACACAAAGGUAGCUGAACAUAAUACUCUCAUGUGAUUUAUAUGCUAAGUAUCUUACAAAAGGCUCUACCUGAAGACUCUAGUCUAAUCUUAAACUUGAAUAAUAUGUUGUGAGAGCACAUGUGAUGACUGUGACUCUGUAUGAGGUUCUUGGAGUGAGGCCAGAUGUUACGAGGACAAUACGUGCUGCUGGUUAUGAAACUAAAAGAUAUUCUGUGUAUGGUUCAACAUUCAAUGACAAGCACAGAAUAUAUCACGCUGCUCAAGGUCAACCAAAGACAAUUAGAUGAGUCAAUUUCUCAGAAAACCAUGUAAGAGAAAGGUUGUGUAAGCAGUUAACCCAGAGAAAGAGAUUGCAUCAUUCAUGGUAAAUAUAUUUAGGUUUGAAAAAGGAGAACUCACUAACCUGGAUUAUAGUAUAUCUUGUUUCUGUGAAAUGCUCCAUUUUUGGUUAAUGUUCACAUUAUGCUACGUUCUAACUACCUAUGCAUUUCACAGGCUAAUCUGGGUCUGUUGCCCAGAGAAAUCAUUGCGGUUUGCCUCAGAUAAACUGGAACAUGCAGAGCAAUUUAAGACCAUGUUUUUCAUGUGUCGAUUACUUUACAGAUGUUUCAUUCAUCAUUGUAGUGAACAAAACUGUUUCAAUUACUGAUUAGAAAAUAAAGGAUGAUGAAAGGUUAAGGGAUCAUCAAAGUUAUUUGAGGGCAACAUGAAUGUUUGCACCAAACUUUAUGGCAAUAGCUGUCUAGAUAUUUCACGCAAAACCACAAAUAUCAACCUCAUGGUGCUGCUAGAGGAUAAAUUAUGGAAUCACCAAAUUCAUUAGGGUUCAUCCCCUGGGCACCACAAAUGUCUCUUGCAAUGGCAAAGGCAAUUCAACCAAUAUUUGUCAGAGUAUUUCACUAAAAAGCCAAAAGUGCCAACCUGCUGGUGCCACGACAGGAAAGUCAAGGGUUCAAAUCAAUAAGAUUAAUGGUCUUAAAAUUGCCCCUGAUAAAAGCAAAGAAAAAGUUGGUAAACAAACUGUUUCCCUGAUUGGAAUGUGGAUGGUGCAGGAACAAAAGGCUAAGGGCCUGGGAUUUUGCAGAGAGGGGCCAUAAACUGCAGUUUGGUAACGCUGCACUUUUAAUGGUCAGAGAAGGCUUGCAAAAUUCCUUGAAAAGAUGACCAGUAAACUGAAGAGUGAGAAAGAAUGAGGGACUUUGAUCAACACUGAGGCCCCACUGAUCUCUUUAAAGACGCGUCUCUUCUUAGACAUUCUCAGAUUGGAGCUGCUUUAACAGACUCAGGAUCUUAUUUCAGACAUUAAACAAUCAGCAGAGAUGGCAAAUGUAGACAAACUCAUCAACCACAUAGGAGACUUUGGACCUUUCCAGAAAAAGAUUGUUACACUUGGGUCAUUUCCAUUAGUAAUUUUUGCUUUUGUAUUUGUCGGGGUUGUUUUCUUAGCGCACACUCCGGAUCACUGGUGUUGGAGCCCUGGGUCUGAGCACCUCCGGGAGGAAUGUGGCUGGACGGAGGCCGAGGUGCGUGAAGUCACUGUCCCCCACUCUGAACAGUCAGGAUCCUUCAGCCACUGUGAGAGGUUUGAUGUGGACUGGAGCAAAAACCAAAACAAAUGCAAUGAACUUAACUGGCUGUUGACUUCCAAUGCAACUGAGCUGGUGCCUUGUGAUGGCAGAUGGGUGUUUGAUGAAAGCCACAGCACUAUUGUUUCUGAGUUCUCACUGGUCUGUGAGAAAUCCUGGCUCGCUGAUCUGAAUCAAGUUUUCCUGGCAUGUGGAUUUUUUGUUGGGGCUUUCGUCACUGGCUACCUGGCUGACAGGUUUGGUAGAAAGCCAUGUUUGAUUGCAUCAAUGCUUGGCCUUGGUAUCUCAGGUGUAGGGGUGAUGCUGUCGCCAUGGUACCUGCUGCUGCUCAUCUUUAGAUUUUUACAAGGGUUUUUUGGAAAGGGAGCAUGGACAGCCACCUAUGUACUUGUGAUCGAGUUCUUUGGAUCAGACAACAGGAAAUUCGUUUCCAUGGCGAGUCGGACUUUCUACUCUACUGGCAUGUGCAUCCUGCCUGGCCUGGCUUACUUCCUGUCUUCCUGGAGGACUCUGCAGCUGGUCAUGAGCGUGCCCUGCUUUCUGUUCAUCUCAUACCACUGGCUUGUUCCUGAAUCUCCACGCUGGCUGUUUUCACAAAAAAGAACUACAGAGGCCAUGAGAGUUACUGCUGACAUUGCAAAAUGCAAUGGGAGAUCUUUACCACAUAAUAUUCAAGAGAUAAUUCUUUUGGAGGAAAAGAAAGAUGUAAAUCCUGUAUCGGUUAUGGAUUUGUUUAGGACACCAACUAUAAGAAAAAACACACUAAUUUUAAUUUACGCCUGGUUUACCAGCACUGUCGUGUUUCAAGGCCUGGUCCUGCGGCUUGGGAUCACAGGAGACAACCUCUUCUUAGAUUUUUUCAUUUCGGCUGUGGUGGAGCUUCCAACCGGCCUCAUCUUCUACCUGCUGGUCGACAGAGUCGGUCGACGCUCCCUCAUGGCCAUCUCCAACUUCACUGCUGGCAUUGCCUGUCUCAUAAUUCCCUUUGUCUCCAUGGAUUUUGCCUGGUUGAAAAAGUCGAUUGCAAUCAUCGGCAGGCUUGCUGUUGCCAUUGGAUUUGAGACUGUGAACUUUGCAAACACAGAGAUGUAUCCGACACCUCUGAGAAAUUUGGGUGUGUCAGUGUGUUCAUCGGCCAGUGACCUCGGAGCAAUUGCAGCCCCAUUCUUGCUCUACAGACUGGCCAGCAUCUGGCAGGAGCUGCCUCUUUUUCUUUACGGUGUGAUGUCAAUACUGUACAGUGGAUUGGUGACAAUGUUACCUGAAAUGAGUGGAGUCGCCCUGCCAGAGACCAUAGAGGAUGUAGAGAAUCUAAAUGGGAGGAAAGACAAGUCAAAGAAUGCAGAGGGAAACGACUUGAUUAUAUGAUUGAUGCCAUGAAGAGCUGCAACAUCACUGAAUUAUUUUCUAUAUUUGUGCGGUGUUUACAAUAUACAUGAUGUCUCACUGUAGUCUGCUCAUUAGAUGUACAGCCAGGGAACAGUCCUAUGAAAUGUACUGCAGUGGUUGUUAUUGCAGACUUGUGUUACAUUUGAUAUUCAGAGGACUUUAAAGGUGUUAACUAGAUUAUUGCACUGUGAGGGGAUGCAACACAGGAGGCCUUUGAAAAUUAAAUGAAGAGAGGAUCCAAAUCUAUGCAACCUCACACCUCAACAAUAUUAAUUUGUGCAAAUUAUGUUUUUUUAUAUUAAGAUUGAGGACCUUGCAUCCCCUUGCGGUAUGGAAUUUUGGGUGGUGAUACUUAAAAAUUACAUAAAAGUCUCAGAUGAUUGCGUUACAGAUGUUAUUGUAAAGGAGCAGAAAUAUUUUUUUUGUUGUUGUGCAUUUGUCUGUCACAGGAGGAUUUGUCAAAAACUUGAUAAGUGAUUUAAAUAAGACUGGUAGGAAUAUCAAAUAGCGCCACCAGGUGGCCAUUUAUAAAACACUUUACACACACUUACAAACAUUUACAGGCUCAUUUCUUGUCAACGAAUCCCAUGAAAAGACCAAAACCAACGAUUAGGUGAUCCUACUAACAAGUAUCUUCUGUGUGACCAAAGCUUGAUAUAGCUUAGCCCUGUGACAUAGAGCUCCACCAUUGUUCAAAAACUAUUAAAAACACAUUGUGACACUGGCACUGAGUGACAUGUUCUAUCAUUUUUGAUAAACAUGGGCAAUGUAGAUUAUUCUGAGUUAGUCUCACAUAAGAGUCAUCUUGAUGCUGUUAAUACUUGCUAGUGCAACUGAAAAUAGUCCCCAACAAAUGCUCUAUUUAUUCCUGUUCGAGUAAUGUUUACUAAACACUACAGUGUAAGUUUUACGUGGGAUCAAAUGGAAUUGGGGCUGAGUGCCACAGAAAGAAUAGGGGGAGUCCAAAACUAUUGAAAGAGAAACUGAAGGCUGGGUUGUGAGACAAGACCUUCUGAAGCAGCAUACUCAUCACUUAACAUGUUGUUGGUUUUGGUCUUCUCAUGGGUUUUGUUAGAUAAUAAUAUUGAAUAUUCUCAACUGUAAGGAACAAAAGCAAAAUAACUUUUUUCUUGAGUUUUUGAUUACUGUUUUAAAAUCCCUAACCUGUAUUUUUAUAAAAGAGUUCUUUCUUAAACAUAAAUGCAAAUAAACAGAAUUAUACUGAUG